AUGAAACUGAAAUGUGCUGCGGCGGGGCUGUGGGAGUCAAAAACUGGUUGUGUUGCAAUGGUGUUCUCCACCGAAACAAAGAUCCCGCUCGGGGAUAAAGAACAGACUGAUAAGUUGGUUUGUGGUUCAGCAUUAUACAACACUGAGGUAGAAAUGUGUUGUGAUGGAACUGUGCAUAACAAAUCCCGUGACGUUCUGUGUUGCAAAGAUAAUUUAUACAACAGUACUACUCACAUUUGCUGUAACCAGAUACUACGUCCCAAAUCCAGACUAAAUGAAAGGAUCAGCUGCUGUGGUUCUGAUCCUUAUGACCCAGAAAAAAGCUUGUGCUGCAAUGGAAUCAAACAUGAGAAGAGUUCUAAAUUAUAUGGUUGUUGUGAUACAAAGCCGUACCGAUUAUCUCAUGAUAUGUGUUGCAUCUCAAAAGUGCAUGGGCAAGCGAAAAAAAUGCAAUGCUGUGGAACUGAAACCUUCGAUAGAGAAAGGCAGUACUGUUAUAAUGAUCACGAAAUCUUAGAUUUAUAUGAAGGCAAAUGUGGAAAUACCAAGUACUCAACAUUAGAACACGUGUGCUGUGACCGGAAUCUGAUUUCGAAUAAGAAAGGGCGUAGAUGUUGCGGUUCUUCUUUGUUUAACCCCAAAGUCAAUGACUGCGAUAUGAAACACAUUGUGCAGAGAGGAUUUCUCUGGUGUGAAAGCGGUGAAUAUAACCCAGAUACCCACGACUGCUGUGAAGGCCAAUUGAAGAAGAAGAAUGGGUCAUCUUGGCGUUGCUGUGGUGCCAGAAUAAUAAACUAUGAUGUAUAUGGUUGUUGUGGGGCUGGACAUCCUUAUAACAAAAGAAAUGAACAAUGUUGCGGAGGUAAUAUUAUUAAAACAGAGGAGAAAUGUUGUGCUAAUCAACAUAUGAAUUCAACUCAACUCUGCUGCGGUAAAACUAGAUACAGAAACGAAGAAGUAAUCAUAAAGAAAGAGCCAUAUCACGAUAAAUGUUGUCCACAUAAAUGUGGAGGUAUUUCUUAUGAUUCAGUCAAUUCCGUUUGCAGUUGGGAGAACACUGUUAUAGAGAAAACGAAAACCUUUAACAUUUGUGGGGAAAAGACAUAUAAUCCCGAAGUCGAUCUCUGCUGUAACCUAAAAAUAUUCAAGAAGAAACGACAGAAAGGCAUGAAAUGUUGUUAUCCAAGUUCCACUAUUUAUCAUCCAAAAACACAUUUCUGCGAAAAUGGUGAAAUAAAAAGCCUAUGCCCUGCAAGAUGUGAAAAGAUAACGUUGAAGAAUUUCUGCAAAAAAGAAAAUUCAAGCUUGGUGAAGGAGUCCUCUGGUCUACUGGCUAUUCGUUGUUAA
Saccostrea echinata is the source of this 1347-nucleotide messenger RNA. Its product is annotated as galaxin-like. The record is from RefSeq and is a predicted model, not a curated record. The transcript is spliced from 9 exons. NCBI's taxonomy places the organism in Eukaryota, Metazoa, Mollusca, Bivalvia, Ostreida, Ostreidae. Bases 1 to 1347 code for a protein of 448 amino acids.